Molecule: messenger RNA, 679 nt
Organism: Lactuca virosa
Lineage: Eukaryota; Viridiplantae; Streptophyta; Magnoliopsida; Asterales; Asteraceae
Source: the annotation of a GenBank genome assembly
AUGUAGGAGGGCAAAAUAGGAAUAGUGGAUGAAGUUGGGGUGGGUGGUGAACAGAGUUUCUAUAGGGAUAUCAUACCUUUGGAGGGUUUUUACUUUUUGGCAUUUGUGAAUUAAACGAGAGAAAAUCGUAAUCAGAGAUGCCGUGCCUGAAUCUGUCAACAAAUGUCAGCUUGGAGGGCGUUGAUACCUCCGCCAUCCUCUCCGAAGCCACCUCCACCGUCGCCGAACUCAUCGGCAAACCCAAAGCCUAUGUGAUGAUCGUUCUGAAGGGAUCUGUGCCGAUGGCUUUUGGUGGUAGCGAGCAGCCAGCGGCGUAUGGUGAGCUGGUGUCCAUCGGAGGUCUGAAUCCCGAUGUAAACAAGAAAAUAAGUGCUGCAGUUGCUGAGAUUCUUAGCUCCAAGCUCUCUGUUCCCAAAUCACGAUUCUUCCUCAAAUUUUUCGACUCAGAUAGGUCUUUCUUUGGAUGGAAUGGAUCAACCUUCUAGGCUAUGGUGCUAUGUGUAUGUUUAUGGGUUGGUUGGUUGGAUCACAGAUGAAGCAUCAAAAUCGAACUUAUUAGUAUGGGACUAUGGAUAUCAUAUCAUAUUAUUAUUACUAGUGUUUGAAAUGUCAAAACAUUGAAAGCUUAUAAUCCAAGCACUUUCUCUUAAUGCCUCAUAUCGAUGAUGUUUGUCUGGGU